AUGACCAACUGCGAACUGUUGAUACGCUAUUUACCAUCAAUUGCAUCUGCAAGUGAUAUUAAAGAAUUGUUAUCCAAUUUUGGUGCUACACAUGUCCAUUACUUUGGCCAACAUGGUAAAAUGAAAAAUUGUGCUAUUGCCAAAUUCGAUAACGAAAAUACUGCUAAGCAGGCCCUGCAACGACUUCAUCAGUUGCAGAUUUUCGACCAAAGAUUAGUAGCCGUUUAUACUACAGAAAAGGCUAGGAGCAAUAUAAAAUCAAGCAAAGAAUCUGUUAGUGAUCUCGAUAGCGAUGAUGACAAACACAGUAAUACCAAAUCUUCCCGAAAUUCAAAGACUCAAGAUCUAUCCAAAUCAUUGCCUCCUGUAGCUGCUAAUCUAGGAUUGAACUAUCCUUCUCCACCAGACCUACAUUACUUAUACCCCGAAGCAAACAUUAUGAUAUUGACUAACAUUGUUAAUGCUAUGCUAGCAGUACCUAAAUUCUAUACUCAAGUUUUACAUUUGAUGAAUAGAAUGAAUUUGCCUCCACCAUUUGCAUUUCCAACGCCAACCCCUCCUAUGAAAUCAAAACUAAACCAAGCGGUGGCUAAUCAGAAAGAAAAAAAUUCGUUACCAAUAUCUAGCGAAGAAUCGGAAAUUGAAAGCGAAGAUAACGAAAGUUUAGCAACAAACGUAACCUCCAGAAAAAGAUCACGUACCGGUAGUAAACCUGCAAACUUCAGCAAACAGUUGAAACUACCUAAAAUCAAUCAAGCAACUGUGCUCCCAGCAUCUAAUAAUAAAUCUUAUGAUGAACAAUAUAAAGUAUUGUCAACGGUUGACGAAGUUUUUGAAAAUUUUGAUAAAGAAAAACGUAGUAUUACAGAAUUUAGCUUGCAAGAUGCUAUACAAAAUGCCUACAAUAGAAAUUUAGGAGAAAAACUUGAGUUGGCGGGAACUUUAGCAUCAGAAAGUGGUGCAGGCUUUGGAACAUUUGCUCCGAUCGUACCCAUCACUGAAUAUACUUCCAAUGUCGAAGACGAUAUGAAUGAUUCUAUACGACUUGAAGACCUAAGAGCUAACCGAAUGUCUAAAAUAGAACUUCAAAAGUUAUCAGUAUAUCAAAAUUACGAACGUAAAGAACCCACAGGUCGAUUAUAUAUUAAGAAUUUGUCUGAUAAGGUCAAAGAAUCGGAUUUGAUAUAUAUUUAUAGCCGAUUCAUCAAUAAAGAUGACAACAGCCACCUAGACCGAUUUGAUGUUAGAUUAUUGACACGGGGUCGGAUGAAGGGCCAAGCGUUUGUAAACCUGCCAGACGAAGUUGUUGCCACAGAAGCUGUCAAUGAGACCCAUGGUUAUGUAUUACAUGGCAAACCGAUGAUAGUAGAUUUUGCUCAAUCAGCCAAAAAGAAAGAUUAA
Messenger RNA from Trichoplax adhaerens, 1401 nucleotides. RefSeq lists its product as uncharacterized. Lineage: Eukaryota; Metazoa; Placozoa; Uniplacotomia; Trichoplacea; Trichoplacidae. The transcript is spliced from 14 exons. Gene Ontology annotation, cellular component: U12-type spliceosomal complex. Gene Ontology annotation, biological process: mRNA splicing, via spliceosome. The record is from RefSeq and is a predicted model, not a curated record. Gene Ontology annotation, molecular function: pre-mRNA intronic binding; U12 snRNA binding; protein binding. The coding region runs from base 1 to 1401 and encodes 466 amino acids.